This is a messenger RNA of Theobroma cacao (cacao), 498 nucleotides long. NCBI's taxonomy places the organism in Eukaryota, Viridiplantae, Streptophyta, Magnoliopsida, Malvales, Malvaceae. The record is from RefSeq and is a predicted model, not a curated record.
AUGGUCCUGAUGAGGGGAAAUUUGCAUAAUGGCUUGUAUCGUCUAGAAUGUGAGGCCUUGAAAGGAUGGGAACAGUGCACAGGGGAUGGUAGCUACCAAAGUGAGAUUUCAUUUGCUGAGGAGGUGAUGAAAGUUUCCCAUGGUGUAGACGAUGGUGAAAGGAUGAAAAAUCUUGCCAGUAGUGAAUUGGAAGGGUUGUCGAGGUCCCUUUCCGAAGUUUUCAGUUGCUUUGGUCAACACUUUUGCCUGCACUUCGAAGCAUUCCAGCUUGGGAUGGCUUCUGUUUAUAUAGCAUUCUUGCGGUUUAGGGGUGACGAUGAUGAGGCAAAGAACUAUAGCUACAGUCUCGAGGUAGGUGGGAAUGGGAGGAAGAUGACUUGGCAAGGGGUGCCCAGGAGCAUAAGGGACAAUCACAGGAAGGUUCGUGACAGUUUGAUGGUCUCAUCAUCCAACGUAACAUGGCUUUGUUCUUCUCAGGGGGAGACCGGAAAGAAUUGA